AUGAAGACGGAGUACCUAGAGUACAAGUUCAGUGUAGUGUCAGCGGGAGCAGAUAUAGAUGCAAGGCUUGAUUCACUAGUCAUCCCCAAGAGGGAAAGUUUCAAGUAUCUCAGGUCAGUUAUCCAAGGGGACGAGAAGAUUGACGAGGAAGUCACACACCGUAUAAGGUCAGGGUGGAUGAAAUGGAGACUAGAAUCCGUCGUUCUGUGUGACAAGAAUGUGCCACCAAAACAUAAGGGUCAGUUCUACAAGGCGGCGGUUAGACGGUUAUGCUGUAUAGGACAGAAUGCUGGCCAGUCAAGAACUCUCAUAUCCAGAAGAUGA
Molecule: messenger RNA, 324 nt
Organism: Nicotiana tabacum (common tobacco)
Lineage: Eukaryota; Viridiplantae; Streptophyta; Magnoliopsida; Solanales; Solanaceae
Source: RefSeq, a predicted model, not a curated record